AUGAUAGAAUAAGAGGAAAGACAUGAUGGAAGACAAGCAAACUAGAAUUAGCAGCAGCGAUAAAAUAGAGAACUGAUUAGAAGAGUUAACGAUAAUUAGUUUGAAAGAUAAAAUAGCAAUGAUAGAAGAAAUUCUCAAUAGUAGCAAGAAAGAGCUGGGCCUUAAUAACCCUAACUGCAUGCUUAGCAAUAGCAGAAGAAACCUAAGAGGAAAAUACCGAUAGGUAGAUUUAUUAAGUCUGAUUUCGUUGGAAAGGACAAAUGCUCUCUUGUGAAACAUGUUGAUAUGAGGCCUACAGACAAAGUUCAAAGGAAGAUUUUUAAGUAUUUGUGCCCGAUCUGUUUCAGAUACUUUAAUGAAAUGUUGAACUGUAUAGCUUGCAAAAAUUAUGUCUGUCUUCCCUGCUCAAGAGACCUAAUUAAGUAAGAAUUAAGGAGAACAAAGACACUAGUACCACCACCCGAAAAUAUUUGUAUUACUUGUCCGCAUUGCAUGAAAUCCUCGACUGACGAUAACCCUAUUCUGUUUGAAGAUAUAGAUAAAACUAAACCACUCAAGCUUUAUACAGAUUCACCUACUGGAACAAUUGUCUUAACUCAUGAUAUCGGCAUACAAGAAGAGUUAAAAAUAAGCAUGACUAAAUUUAACAUUGGCAAAGAUGUUCAAGGCUUGAGUUUCAAUAAAAAUAGUACCCAGAAGAAAUAAGGCAUAAUGAUCAAGCUACCUUAAUCAAUUAGUGGUUCUAAUUAGUUUGGACACUAGGCAAAUCAGCAAAGUUGCAAAUCUUUGGUCGGAUAGUUUGUAAAUAAAGCUCAUUUGGAAGUAUUAAAGUCUCAAGAUAUUGAGGACCAACUCUAUGCGCGGAAAUUAGUAGAUAUUCUUUGCUUCUCACCCAGAAAUACCAAGAAACUUGACCAUCAAAUUUUGAAUCACGAUUAGAAUUACUUGUAUUACAACUAUCAGAGUAUAGGGAAAGACUUGCCUGCAGAGAAAAACAAAGUUGAACAGUUUAGAAUGUCUAUGGAUUCUGGAUAACUUAGAAGCACAAGAAAAAUUCAACCCCAAAUGAAUACAAUGUUUAAAGAGCAUUUUUGGAGCCUUGAGUUUCUUCAAUAACUAGGUCAACAAAAUGGAAGAAUAGGAAUGUAAAACUCUAUUAAGAGUCGGAGAAAUUAACAAUCUUUCCAAAGUAAAACUUUCGAGGAUCUUGCAUAAUCCUAGCCAAAAUCAAUCUUUAAUGAUGAUGUAAUAUAGUAGCCAAUUACAUAUAUGAAUGGAUUUCCACAAAGACUAAUGAUGUCCCCUGGUCGUCAUAGCAAUAUGCUUUCAGUAGCAAAGCCACCCUUACAUUAAAAUUCUGCUUAGAGGAGAAAUAGGUUGACUGUGAAAAAUCAGGAUAGAUCAAAUUUAGAUAUAAAAGACUAAUAGUCAAAUAUGAAACAUAGCAUAGGAUCGUAGAGCAAUUUUUAGAUGGAGUUUUAUAGAAAUAGUGUUGGUGGAUUCAACGUUGUGAGUUCUCCAAAAGUAAUAGUACUUUCAAACAGAGAUGGCGAAUCAAUAUUCAAUUCUAAUAGCAAGACGUUUAAUAAUAGGGAUGAUCUUGAUAGUAGUGAAGAGGAUGAUGAGGACUUAGAAAGGAAUCAUGACGACAAUGAUUUUUAGAUAACCUAAGCUAAAGAUAACCACUUUAAGCCAAAAUCAAGUCCACCUAGAUUCUAGCAAGCUGAAGGGGAUAAAUAUAAAUCACCCUUCAAAAUGAUAAAUCCAAAUGAAAUUUCUUUAUCUAAGUAUGAUCAAAUUAUACCAACUUCUUAAAAUCCAUUUCAGUUACUAACUAAUGGAGUAGUAAAGAUUGGUGAAUACCUAUAGAACUAAAAGUAAAAACCCUUCCAAGAUAGUUAGGAGGAAUCUAAGGAUUACACAAAUCAAGACCCAGAAUUCAUAGAAUUCUCUGAUACAUAUCUAUAAGUUUCAGUAAACUAUGUAGGAGAAGUUAACGGUCCUUAAACUAAUGAACCAUUAAGUCAGUUUAAAAGUGGGAGAGACUCUUUGAUUUACUCAGACUGUGAUCUUAACGACGAGGAAGAUCAUUUAGGGGCUUCAUUGACACAUAGGAUUCAAGAGGGUGAAGAUUCUAUAAAUAAAGAACCUCCUGGAUCUGGUGAUAGAAUGACGGAUGACAAAGACCCUUUAACAGUAAGCAAUGGAAUUUCAAUGUAUGGUUCAGAUUACAUGAUCCCUAGUAAGAGAGGAGACUAAAGACCAGCUAAGUAAAAUAGAACAGCUAAUAACUUCAUUUAAUAUGUGCAAACAUAAAGCAAUGAUAAUCAGUUUGAUUUGAUGUUCCCACUAAGAAAUGAUAUAGAUCAUAGCAAAAAUAAGCUUCUCUAUGGAGGUGGGAUGAACGAUGAAGUUUUCAGUGAAAAGCAAAGCCAACUUAGCAAAGAUUUCACCAAUUAGAUAGCAAUCAAGAAGGAUAUAAGUGACAAUGAAGAAAGCUAUUUUGAUCCAUAUACAGCCAAAAUUAACAAUCAUCAUUGA
Messenger RNA from Stylonychia lemnae, 2541 nucleotides. Lineage: Eukaryota; Ciliophora; Spirotrichea; Sporadotrichida; Oxytrichidae. The record is from the annotation of a GenBank genome assembly.